UUUGUAAUCUUAUGUUUCGAUCCGCUUUGCUUUUUAUUGAGAGGAUGAUAUAGUUCUAUUCUUGACUUACCCUAGGGAGACCUUUACGAUAACUAGCCUUGCUAUGCCCUUGAGCUAAGAGAGUGGAUUAUAGCCCAUCCCGAAUAAGGGUAAGACGGAUUCUGUGCCGUCAUUUUUGCCCUCAAUCCAUGCCCUUGUGAAGCGUAGCUUGCAGAACUCAUAGCUCUCGGCGCCGAUAUGCUGUGGCAUGGACCAUUUAUGUUUUUAAAGUGCGCAUUAUGAUGGACUAGCACCUACAUAGUGUCUUUGUUUCUUGUUUUUGUCUUCUCAAUUGCCAUUGGCGCUGUUUGAACUUUGUGAUGGCUUUUUUCACUGAUACAAAUGCCUUUUAAACGACGCAAAAUCAGGAUUUAUCAAUGUAAGCCAAAUAUCUUAAUGUAGUUCAUUAGUUUUUAUUCAGCACAAUCGAUUCUUUAAAAUGUCCCUAGGUGAAUAAGGAAGCAUAUAGCCGAUCGAAUUGUCAGUUUAAGUCUUUUUGUAUUGCUCCUGUUUUAUAUUUUUUAUUAUUCAACGGGAAGUCCAGAUAAAUGCCCUAGAUAAUACCCUCAAAACAAGAGUACGAUAUAUCAUAUUCUAUUGCCCUUACUUAUUGCAACGAAAAAAGCCCUCCGAUCAUACGCCUAUACCGGAAAUUACCCCAGUUCAACAGGUUUCAAAAUGCAAAAUGCUACCAGCUUAUUUGCUUAACUUUUCUGUUAUAAAUCUUAUCGCUCUGUUUUUUUUUUUGUCUUGGUAUAAUGUUGUUGUUGUUACUGUCUUUGUUGUUGUUAUUUUGUUUGGCGCGACAGCACCUGUACUCCUCGUCAGCAUCAAGUUCAAAACCGCUGAGUUGAUUUUAGUCGUUUAAAUGGUGUCUCUAAUAUUUCCGGCAUAUUUUCGGCAUACCUGUGUGUCAUUUUAAGCAGAGGGCGGAGAGUGGCCUGGGAUUAGUGUUACGAUUAGCCCAAGAAGGAUUCUCGAGUAUUAGUGCUUUAUCACACGAUUAGCAUAACGACCAUGCAGCCGUCUCUUAAACUGCUUUUAAGCUAAGAUAUUUUUAUGCUAGAAAAGUCCAGAAUCAGAAGGCGUUUUUUUCCGUUUUUGUGAGUUUUUCAUUUGUGAAAAAAAGUCGGUUAUUAAUAUUCAAUGUGGAACUAGUGUUUAACACCCUACAAAACCGCGAAGCUAUACAAAACACAAUUUAUUAAGCGUGCUAUGCUUUAUUUUAGCACUAUUGUUUGUUUGUUUUUCUUUUUUUUUUGUAUAAUCAUGCUAAAAGUGUGCGAAUGUUCAGUUUAAAACGAUAUGAAUUGGCAGAAAGUCUCUUGAAACUGCGGUCGGCUUUUAUUUUUGUAAAACGAAGCUAGUCUUUUGUUUUUGUGAUGCACAAGCUCAUCUGAAAUCUUAUAAUCCUCAAACGUAUUCGCCCCUAAAAAUGUGUAGCUGGACAUGUUACUUUAAACUUUGCUGAAAACCUUGCUGCCUAUGUUGUUGAACUUUCAACCAGAUGAGAUAUUGGACGCUCUUUCAAAUGUCGCCUGCCUGUGCCAAUCAACUUUCUAACUGUAUGAAACAAAAAGUAUGCAGCUGAACAAGAGCUCGAAACGUCUUGCUCUUCAACUUCGACUUUUGAAAUAUUGAGCGGUCUGUCAACUCCUGCCUAUGCUACUAAACGUUAAAUCAUGUGAAAUUUUGAACGGGCUGUGUCAUGUUUCUUAGAACUUCUAACUUUAACUGUAAGAGAUGUUUUAACUGUCUGUCAAAUGCGGCGUAAAGGAGGCAUGUGCAAAAGAAUAGGGCACGACAGGGACUACCGAGUCAUUUUGCUGUCACUCGCUUGUCUCAUCUAUGCUGUCACUCUUCCAUCGGCUCAAGAAUAAGACGUCAAGACUUGCUGAUGCGCUUAAACUUGUGCCCAUUACAUCUCCCUGUCAGGCGUGCCUUUGAGAGACAACCAAUACUCUCGUUGGGGUUCUCUUCAUAUGCCUUCUUUUCUAUUUACAUUUGUAAGUAUCGUGAAUAUUUAUCAAACUCGUGUGGCUAUUAUGAAUUCAAUUUGUGUGCCACAUAAUGACCAAAUUCCGUGUAAACGCUCCUUAAUCCAAUAUCCCAUUUAAUCCGGGCUUACGUAGCGAGCCAGUCACAUUUCGCCGCUGCUUCAGUAAUUCCGUCCAAAUCCCUCACUAAUCCCAACCUCUAUCUUCCUAAGAUUUGCCCAAUCGAACUCCUAAACCUACUUAAUCCAUACAAAUCCCUCCUAGGCCCAAGAUAAUCCGGUUGAGUUUAAUCUUUUUGUCUAUUGCACACAUCCGAGUCCGAGACUGCUUGGACCUAAGAGAUUACUUGGAUGGAGUGAGGCUGGCGAACUCACAAGACAAACACCCGUCAAGCAUGCAAGAGUACAUUUUCCGCGGGCCCAAUGGCCGUUUUUGCGAAACGUUCGCCCCGACGACCAGCCUGUGUGAAGUGUAUGAGACGCUAAGUCAUCGGGUCGGAGCUAAAGUCGCCGGGCUUUUAGUUGGGUUUCCGCCGCAAUCUGUGCCAGGCGAGACUCUAGAGGGAGUCGAGACGAAUGAAGUUAUUACGAUAGUAGAAGGACAACAGCAAUUCUCCGUAAUCACAAUCAAAGAAGAGCCUCGGGACGAGUCUGAAUGCUCCUCGGAAUCCGCACCACAGGUAUCCCACAAAGGCCCACACCGCGCGCACUCUCGUCCCACAGUCCUUGACGCCAAGAGGUUGAUUGCGGCAGAAAUCGGUCAACAGAAGAUCGCGCAGAAAGUCAUCUGCAAAGUCAUUUUGGGGGUGUCUCAGGGCAGGCUGUGUCAACUGAUGCAGGACACAGCGUUUGAUAAUAUGGUCCUCGGCGAAAAACCGUACCCAAACAAAUCGUGCGAGCAUUACCACAAGAUUUACGAGUUUCUUACCACCAGAUCGAUCAUUGAAAGGCACAAUCUUUACUGCUCCGCUGCGUGGGGUAUAGAGAGAGAGCGACAGCAGAAAAAGCACUCUUUCUCCAUCGCGGCUGCCGCUGCUGCCGCGGCGGCCGAAUCUCCGACGGACGCCCGAAACCCGAUCAUGUUCACACGGAAAGCAUUCGUUGGCCGGGGAAAGCGUACUUUCAUCUCAAACAUGGCAAAGAAGACGAUGGAGCAUUACUUUGUGAACACUAGUCGGUUUAUAACACAGGAUACCCGUGCUGUACUAGCAAAACAGCUCAAUCUACCUGAAGAGACUGUGCAGUUUUAUUUUAAGAACUUAAGGGCACGCGAGAAAAAGGGCUCGUUUAUCCCUGAUCAGUACAUGCACUGAUCGCGGAAUAAACGGCAAGAAAAAGUACAUCUACUGUUACUGGUUCGUUGUUAAACGAUCAACUGAUCGUUUUUGAAAUCCAUCUUACUGCUCGAUAAAAUAUACCUCCAGAGUAAGAACUAUGAAAUCACAGGGAUACAGCGUUAGCUGUCCAAAUUCAUCACAGUUUUUCCACAUCUUCUGCAGCCCUAAGAUUAAGGCUGAAAGGUCUUUUGCAUAGUGAUGUGUAAUUAUAUGUGAAUUCAGAAAUGUGUAAAUAAAGAAAAAUAAAAUAAAUGAAAUGGUUUAUGUUCCAUCCGUCCA
This is a messenger RNA of Nematostella vectensis (starlet sea anemone), 3651 nucleotides long. RefSeq lists its product as uncharacterized. The record is from RefSeq and is a predicted model, not a curated record. Bases 2431 to 3348 code for a protein of 305 amino acids. The transcript is spliced from 2 exons. Lineage: Eukaryota; Metazoa; Cnidaria; Anthozoa; Actiniaria; Edwardsiidae. Gene Ontology annotation, molecular function: DNA binding.